AUGGACGAGAAUAAAAUAAUUGACCAGUUGUUGGGUAAAGAAGACGUGCCACAAAAUGACUCCGACCAAGCAAGAAAUGAAGAUGUGUCGUUAUAUGCAUUGUUAGAUGAGGUGGCGAAUGGUAGGCGGUUAAUGAGCUGUUUGUUCCAUUCAUCUAUGCAGGUGGGUACUAAGCUAAGUACUACCAAACUUGAUGUGAAAUGUCGACAAAUACAAAGAGACUGGACCGAUGAGGAGAAAACCAUAACCAUGAAUUCUGGCGUUUUACAGUUGGAUGGGCCAGUUUUAUUUUCCUGGAGUCAUAAUGCAGCGCCUAUUUCUAGACAAAAAUCUGUCAAUACAACUCUGCAGCCGGUCUCCACCCGCAGAGAAAAUAAUAAGCCCAAGAUUACCACUACCAGUCAAUUGUUUGAUAGGGCUUCUGCAGAGAUUGAUAGGUGCAUAAAGCCCAAUGGCAAAAGUUGGGAAGUUAAAGAAAGACUAGAAAAAAAUGAGCCAAAUGAAACUGAUACCAAUAAACUUUCUUCAUGGGCUAACUCUGAUUUCAAAGUAGACCCUCUUCAGAAAUUCGUCGCCAAGGAAUUGCCAAAAUCAAAAAAGAAAUCAGAUGGUGAUCAAGCAAAGAAGCACAAAUCGAAAAGGAAGAGUUUUUUUGGAUUUUGGGGCCACUCUGGUACUAAAUCAAGUUCAAAAAACAAGACCGAUAAGUCUACGGAAGUCCAGGACGAAAUUGACGAAGACACGGAGGGAAACCUCAGCCAGUCUCCGGACGAGAACAUAACCUUCAACGAUGGACAUACUACGCAAUCAAAGCAAGAGAGUACAAGUGACCAACAUGCGGAAUCCAGAGUAUGCGAAUCUUCAGCUACUGACACCGAACGCAGCGAUUAUGAUGGGAUUGACCAAGCCCCCGCACAUGUCAGUCAACAAAUUUCCAGUGAGCCCGGUAUUGCCAGCAUUCCCUCGUUAACACUCGGUUCAUUUGUCCCAUUACAACCAAAAAAGAAAACUUAA
Molecule: messenger RNA, 1014 nt
Organism: Saccharomyces mikatae IFO 1815
Lineage: Eukaryota; Fungi; Ascomycota; Saccharomycetes; Saccharomycetales; Saccharomycetaceae
Gene: LFT1
Product: Lft1p
Exons: 1
Coding region: 1-1014 (337 amino acids)
Source: RefSeq, a predicted model, not a curated record